Molecule: messenger RNA, 780 nt
Organism: Aureobasidium uvarum
Lineage: Eukaryota; Fungi; Ascomycota; Dothideomycetes; Dothideales; Saccotheciaceae
Source: the annotation of a GenBank genome assembly
AUGCUGGACAAGCGACCGGUCAGAACCGCUUCGAAGGAGGUCCUCACACUGCCGCCUACCAAAUACGCCCUUGCUUCGGGCAUUGCUCUCGAAUGGGAUCUCCUCACAUCGGCACAACAGGCGCUGAAGCACCACUACAUCCCUCUCACAUCCCUGAGCUCGCGCGCAAUCGACAUUCACAAUGCCGACCUCCAAGGCGACAAGAAGAUUAGAGAGAGCAUCGUUGUAAUGCUCAUGAGAUACCUGGGCACCGACACAUUGCUCUGCUGGGACCCUGAAAAGAACAUCCACGACCCUGCCUCGGCGCUCGAUAUGAAGGUUGAUGGCCAGCCCAAGCAGAGUCUGCGACAAAAGCAGAUCGAGACGGCCGAGCCCAUCCUCGCAUACCUCACUACACACAUCUUCCCUGGCCUCGAGAUUGUCCCCAUCUUGGGCGAGGACAGCAUCAUGCCCGUCAAGCAGCCCAAGGUGACGCAGGAAGUCAUUCGUGGCUGGAUGUCGGCUCUGCCUGCGUUUGAGCUAGCAGGACUCGAGAGAGGAGUUUUGGCCACCAAGAGUCUGCUCGUCGCAAUCCGACUGUUGGUCGAGUGGAGUCAAGAGUUCAGACACUUGCAAAAAGACCCCAACACAAGGCGCUUCGGCAUUCCUGAAGCCCGCAAAGCUUCGAGUGUUGAAGUGACGUGGCAGACAGACAUGUGGGGUGAGGUCGAGGACACUCACGAUGUCGAAAAGGAGGAUGUGGCUAGACAGCUGGGCAGCGUGAUUCUGCUGGUGUCGUAG